AUGUUUUGUAUGAGAUUACUAUUGAAUUUUAUUGUGUUACAUUUUAUUUUUGCUACACCUCAAAUCAAUCUGCAUUAUACAGAAUGGAUAAGUGAGAGUGAAAAUAAUACUGUAUUCCAACUUAAUUGUUUACGUGUUCCUGCUUCUAUUGAUAAAGCAAAUGUUAGUCGUGAAAUUAUAUCUUAUUGUAUGAAUGAUUUAUCAUCGAAAUUCCAUAUCGAAAAUAAUAAUAUCUUUCCAAAGUUUACUUUUGUUGAACUUUUGAAACAUAAUAUUACAAGUCAACAAUUAUACAUUUGGUUAGCACCAAUAAAUAUUGUUGAACGUUAUCAGUUUUAUUUAAAUCAAUUAUCAACAUACAAUGAUAAAUCUUUGGAAACACAAAUUUUCUAUAAUUGUACAUUACCAAGAUUUGGUUCUACGUGUCAAUAUGAAAUUAUUUAUUAUAAUCAAAAUCAUUUAUCUUUAUAUGAAAUUAUUCAUGAUUAUUAUCAUACAUAUAAAUAUAAUCCAACUAAUUUUACUUGUUAUUCUCAUUUACAAUGUAAUCGUGGUCCUUUUCCUGCAUGUUUAGAUUGGAGUGAAAUUUGUAAUGGACAGUUAGAUUGUCUUGAUAGUGAAUUUGAUGAAGAACAUUGUUGGCAACUUGAAAUCAAUCAAUGUAAUGAUAAUGAAUAUCAAUGUACUAAUGGACAAUGUAUACCACAAUCAUUUUUUCGAGAUGAUUCUAACACUCCUGAUUGUGUUGACGGAUCUGACGAACCUUUCGUACUUACUUCCCAACUUAGCAAGUGUAGUACAGAUGAACCGUCAUUUGAGUGUGAAGAAAGAACAUGUCAAGCAACUUUCUUGACAACUUCUUGUUGGCGACAACGCGGAGAUCUACUAUUGCAAGCAAUCUAUUCAACCAAAGAUAAUUCAACAUCUGAACAAUGUUGUCAACAUGUCUAA
Rotaria sp. Silwood1 is the source of this 951-nucleotide messenger RNA. The record is from the annotation of a GenBank genome assembly. Lineage: Eukaryota; Metazoa; Rotifera; Eurotatoria; Philodinida; Philodinidae.